AUGGACGGUAAGCAGCGGAACGACAGACCAGGGACGGCUCCGGUGACCCAUCGCCUCUCUGUCCUGCUUGUUGGCUCCAUGCAGCCUGUUAUCAUCCUGGGUGGGACUACUGGGGCCAUGACCUGCUGUCUGCCAAGGAAAUCGGCUCGGCCGAGGAGUGCCAGACACGCUGUCAGGCGCACCGUGGGUCUCCGCCAUGUGCUGUCUUCACCUACCGCACCCAAGAGAGACAGUGCUGGCUCAAGAGCGAGAUGGCCCUGGCAGAGCCACCUAGGGAGGACACAAACGCCAUAUCGGGACCGAGGUUCUGUGUCACAGGUGGGAAGGGCAGGCAGACAGACAGAUGACUGUGCUCACCUCCCUCACCUCACCUGUCUGUGUGUCUUUCCUUGCGUUCCUUUUGUCAGGUUGCUUGUCGGAGGGUUCGAAGCUCACCAGUUCCCCCGUCGGCAGCACAGACACCUCCACGGUGGAGGAGUGCCGGUCCCUCUGCGCCCGCUACCCAAGAUGUCGCGCCUACACCUUCAUCCCCUCCUCCCAGCGAUGCGAGCUGCACGCAAGCCUCCUCUGCGUGGGUGGCAUCGGAGGCCGCAGUCCCCCCUCCGGCAGCUCUGAAGACGAGAAGCCCAGGCCCCACCCGGAGUCCACCCCCAAGCCCGCCGACCGACCGCGAUUCGGUGGCGAGUUUUCCAACUUCCACCGCACCAAUCGCAAGUCCUUCCAGGACUCCCACACGGGCAGGUCACAGCAAGGUGGGGACAGGACAGAGGGGUGGAUGGGAUGGGGAGGACGGGUGGUGAGGCCACCCAUGUGGUUUGUCGGUGGUGCGAUUGAUAAUGCGUGCCAUGCAGGGACACUGCGUGCGCUGGCUGACCGUCACAAUCUGUACAUCGGUGCUGCGAUGAACAUAGCCCAGAUGAACGACGCCAGGUACCUUCGGACGGUGAGGGACCAGUACAGCAUGGUCGUGGCCGAGUGGGAGUGCAAGAUGGCCGCCAUCGCACCCUCACCCAACAACCGAAACUGGUCACUUUGCGACAGGUGCGACGUGACUGAAAGGAGGAAAGACCAAGAAGCCACCCACCCCGCCCCACCUCGCUCUCUCUCCCUCUGUGUCACUUCACUUGUCGUCCAUCCUAGGAUCGCGGACUUUGCGCGUCAGCAGGGGCUUCACUUUCGCUUCCACACCUUUGCGUGGCACAACUCGCUGCCCGGCUGGUACAAGAACCAGUCGCCCCAGGCCAAGCGGAGCAUGCUGGACCGUUAUAUCGGCCAGGUGGUGGACAGGUACGGCGACCGAUCCUUCUGGUGGGACGUCGUCAACGAAGGUACGCAUCUGAAUGGAUGGAUGAAGAGACGCUGAUACGCACAUCUGCUGUCCCCUCCCCGUGUGUAUGUGGCUUGUUCAGCCUUAUCUGACAACCAGGUUGGUCAGGGCCACAACGUCCGCUGGCGCGACAGCCCGCUGUACCCCGCCAUGAGGGACUGGGUGUCCUACUCGUUCAAGAUGGCCCAAAAGCACAUGAAGCAGAAGAAGCCCGGCACGCCAUACAAGUUCUACUACAACGACUACGGCGUCGCAUCACUUGUAAGAAACAUCACAAACAUGCCCCCCUCCCCCCUCACAUAAUAUCUCGACCACACAAUAAAUCUAUACGUCCCCAUAUCUCCCUCUCCCUCUCCGUGUCAUUAUCUGUGGCUCUGUGGCUCGUCAGGACGGGUGGUCUCGUCCGAAGUCCAACGCCAUGUACACGAUGGUGCGUCAGCUGGUCGACGACCGCAACGUGCACAUCGAUGGGGUGGGCUUCCAGCUGCACGUCAACACCAAAUUCAGCAUGUUCGAGGGCGUGCGGAAGAAUGUGCGGCGUUACGCCAAGCUGGGCCUGGAGGUGCAGUUCACCGAGGUGGACGUCGGGUGCGGUGAGUGGCGGGGGGCCAACUGGCACAACUGCAACAACUGGGGACCCGAUCAGGCGCGGAAACAGGUCAGAGAGCCAGGGACAGGCGGGCAAAGGGAGGAAGGGAGGCAUGACGCACUCGUGAGUUGAUCUGUGCUCUGUGUGUGUGUGUGUGUAUGUGCCAGGCUGAUAUCUACUCAGGGCUUCUGAGAAUCUGUCUUGAAGAGCCCAACUGCACCGGCUACGUGAUGUGGGGCGUCAGCGACAGGGCCACCUGGCUGCGGGGGGCAUACCCACUCAUCUACGACGGCAACUUCCAGCCCAAGCCGGCGUACUGGGCCAUGAGGGACACUCUGCAGAAGUUCGGCAACUGA
Messenger RNA from Vitrella brassicaformis, 2272 nucleotides. NCBI's taxonomy places the organism in Eukaryota, Vitrellaceae. The record is from the annotation of a GenBank genome assembly.